Williopsis jadinii is the source of this 3277-nucleotide messenger RNA. RefSeq lists its product as uncharacterized. The coding region runs from base 278 to 3250 and encodes 990 amino acids. The record is from RefSeq and is a predicted model, not a curated record. Gene Ontology annotation, cellular component: cytosol. Gene Ontology annotation, biological process: glutathione metabolic process. NCBI's taxonomy places the organism in Eukaryota, Fungi, Ascomycota, Saccharomycetes, Phaffomycetales, Wickerhamomycetaceae. The transcript has a single exon. Gene Ontology annotation, molecular function: 5-oxoprolinase (ATP-hydrolyzing) activity.
AUACGAUGAGGCAGAAAAAUUCCGAUCGCUCUAUCUUCAUUUCUUUCGCCCGAUUUGGGGUGCGAUACGACGGGCAUCAUCAGCUUUUACAACCGUGCAAAUACGACGAGAAUGGUGACCAAACCACACCAAUGGUCGUAUAGCACCUUAUCUCUAAGGCUUCUCUACGACCAGCUUAGACCAUGUGCCCCAAUAUGAAUCCUUGUACCUUAAAAAGCGUCCUGUAUCACUUUUCUUUGAACAAAACAUCUUCAAUUGGAUCAGAGACAAACAUACUAUGACUUUAGACAAGAGAAGACUGCUCGUUGGUGUUGACGUUGGAGGCACCAACUCCGAUCUCGUUGUGCUCGACCCUUCAAGGCUUGAAGAGGAGGACAGAGGUGUCAUCGCAUGGCACAAAUCUGUGACAACGCCUGAUGUAUCCGUUGGUAUUGAGAAGAGUAUCCAAACGGUCUUGGAGAACCCAGCACAUGGUAUUCGGAAAGAUGAAAUCGUUUCCGUGACCAUUGGAACGACUCAUUUCAUCAACGCUGUUAUUGAAAGAGACUCCAAUAGGCUGGAGAAGGUUGCUGUUAUAAGACUCUCAGGGCCUUUUGGUAGAUCAUUACCACCUUUCGGUGACUUCCCUGAGGAUCUGGCGAAUGUCAUCAACGGUUACCAUGCCUUCUUGGAUGGUGGCUCUAAAGUUGACGGUGAGGACAUCAGACCACUAGACGAGGCCGGCUUGAUUGAACACUGCUCGCGUAUAGGCAAGUUGGGCAUUUCAGCUAUUGCAGUCGUUGGAACAUUUGCCAAUAUGAAUCCAGCACAUGAGUUGAGGGCCAGGGAAAUCAUCAAAGAACAGCUCCCAGAGUGCGAUGUUGUUCUCUCACAUCAAAUCUCAGGUAUCGGGUUUGUCGAGCGUGAGAAUGCCACCGUACUCAAUGCUUCGAUUAAGAAGUUUGGUAGAAAGAUCAUCAAGUCCUUUGUCCAUGCUACGAAAAAGAUUGGUCUGAACUGUAUCGUUUUGCUCUCACAGAAUGAUGGUACUGUCUUGUCUGUGAAAGAUGCCUUGGAGGCUCCUAUCAGGACGUUCUCUUCAGGUGCCACCAAUUCGAUGAGAGGAGCUGCUAUCUUGUGCUCAAAUGACCCAGACGUUAAAGGAAAGCAAGUUAUGGUCUGUGAUGUCGGUGGCACCACAACAGAUGUUGGUCAAUUACUUCCUUCUGGGUUCCCACGACAAUCAUCCAUGUACUCCUACGCUGGAGGAGUGAAAAUGAACUUCUCCAUGCCUCACGUUGAAUCUAUUGGCCUGGGUGGUGGUUCCAUCGUGAGAUUUGAUGGCGAUUCCCUCUCUGUUGGACCAGACUCCACAGGUGCUGAUAUUAUCACUAAAUCUAUUCUAUUUGGUGGUGAUACUAUCACCACCUCAGAUUUGACACUCGCAAAGUAUGUGGAUGAUCAUGGCGUCGAAUUAUUGCCUGCUACCAUGACCAUGGGUGAUCCGCAGAAAGUCCUAGGUCUAUUUGGAGAAGAUAUGAAACAGAAGUACUCCGAUGUUGUCAAAAGACUUCUGGAAAAGGUCAUUGAUCGUAUGAAGACCUCCAAGGAUCCACUUCCAGUUAUUUUUGUCGGUGGUGGCUCCUUCAUUGCUCCUGAGGUGUUGGAAGGAGCAUCUAAGGUUAUCAAACCACCAUAUUUCCAAGUUGCAAAUGCCAUCGGUGCAGCUUUGGGUAAAAUCUCUGCAACUGUCUCUGAGAUUAGAGCAAUCCAAGACACAGAGGAAGCAAAGAAGAACGUCAUUGAAGAACUGAAGACAAAGGCUUCCUCUAUGGCAGUAUCUCGUGGAGCAUUAGAGUCCUCCAUAACUGUUGCAAAUGUGGUCUCUGAUGCGGUUCCAUACUUGUCAAACAUCUAUCUCUUCGAGGUGAAAGUCGUCGGUGAUGUCGACUAUGACUCAGAUCUGCUUGUAGGUCCUGUUGACAAUAUAUUUGUUGGUGACGAGGAGGAAUACAUUCCCGAAGAAGUGUUCAAAUGUGCCUCAGCAUACAAGAAGGAAAAGAUCGACAUUGACUACAACUCCUAUAGACCUACCAUAUGUGACCAUGUGUGGACCCUGAGUGAGGUUGAUAUUGACUUCAUUGGCUGUGGUGCGUAUAUUCUUGGCUGUGGAGGUGGUGGUGAUCCAAACAGUUCUGUCAUUGAGCUAAAGAAUCUUAUCAAGAAUGGUGCAAAGAUUACUGUUGUGACAUUGGAUAAAUUCGAAGAGAUGACAGGAGGUGAAGGAAGAGCAGCAAAGGUUGCUUACUACGGAUCACCAACUGUUUCUGGUGAGAGGUUGCACGCUGACGAAAUCCUGGAGUGCUUGGAUAUCAUUGAGAAGUACGAAGGAAAAUGUAUUGAUGGUAUCUUCAACUUUGAAGUCGGUGGUGCUAAUGGCUUGUGUGGCUUGUGGGCAGCGUACCAGCAAGGCAUCCCAUUCAUUGAUAUGGAUUCGUUAGGAAGAGCCUAUCCAACCAUCUGGCAAUCUUUGACCUCAGUUGUGCAUGAUGGAAAGGGUUAUCCAUACACAUCGUUGUCGAAUGGUAAUGGCUUACAACUGAUCGUCACGUCCUCGGUAUGCGACUCGCAAAUGGAGAACGUCUUACGUGAUGUCCUGUAUCACCAAGGUGUCCAUGGUGCCUGUGUGAUGCCAACUUUGAACAUCGCAGCAGCAAGGGCUGAAACUGCCAUUGACACUAUCUCGCUGUCUUGGAGAAUUGGUCGUGCUGUGUUCCAGGCAAGAACCAACUCUGAUCUGGACAACCUCGUUCCAAGAAUCACAGCAGCUGUUGGAGCAUCAUCAACAGCCUGUCUUUUCAAAGGAAAGAUUGUUAGUGUUGAGAAAAUCCUCAAAAGAGGCUAUGGCUAUGGUAUUGUUGAGCUGGAAGGGCUGGAUAAGCAUCACAACUCUAGAAUCAAGAUCCCGUUCAAGAAUGAGAACAUUGUUGUCUACAAAGUUGAAGAUGAUGGUAGUCAAAGCUUACUGUGCUCCGUUCCAGAUUUGAUUACCCUUGUCGACUUGGAUGGUAACGCAAUUGGCACACAGGAUUAUAGGUAUGGACUGAUUGUCUACGUGAUGGCAUUUUCACCUGAUGAUAAGUGGAUCACUCCAAAGGCCAUUGAGAUUGGUGGUCCAAAGGGUUUUGGCGAAGACUUUGAGAACUUGGAGUACAAACCAAUUGGAAAGUUUGCUCCAACAAUCCCUGUUGCAACAGAAUUCAACUCUUAAACUAGGUGAAAUACAUUCUAUCUUUUU